Dendrobium catenatum is the source of this 546-nucleotide messenger RNA. RefSeq lists its product as uncharacterized. The transcript has a single exon. The record is from RefSeq and is a predicted model, not a curated record. The coding region runs from base 139 to 345 and encodes 68 amino acids. NCBI's taxonomy places the organism in Eukaryota, Viridiplantae, Streptophyta, Magnoliopsida, Asparagales, Orchidaceae.
ACUCUGAGAAGAGUGUAAUAUAUAAGAAAUAAAUCAAAAAUUUAUAUUACCUUCAUCUUAGUCCCAGCUUCUUAUAAAGUUUGUUGUUCAUAUUCUUCUUCCCAAACGCUAACUUACCAUAUAAUUUGCAGCGAAGAAAUGAAAGACUGGGCGGCAUCGAUUAUAGCUUCAGCCUUGUUCGGAUUUCUGAGUCCAGGAGUAAUAAUUCAGAUGGCGGGGAGAUAUAGGCCUGUUGAAUUCUUUAAUAUGAAGACCAGCUGUGUUUCUAUUUUAGUUCAUGCUCUUAUCUUUGCUAUUCUACUUAUGCUCUUUCUCAUCAUUCUUCAUCCUCAUCUCUAUAUUUGACAUUGAAUUUCUGAGCUGCUUUUAAGGUGGAGUGAGGUUUUCUUUAGGGGAAAUAAAGAUAUGUUUUCCAGUGUUUGUUGAUUUAGUUCUUAAUCAGAGAAUUUUGUUUAUGCAAUUGUUUAUUUGUUGUGUAAUAAGCACAUAUUGUGCACUUGCUAUGUACUCCAAAAUGAUAAGUACACAAAAAAUAUACUAACAGUA